GCACAUUCCGUGUCCUACACUCUCACUGUCAACAGGUGUAUCAGACAUGUCCAUGUUCAGCAGUUUGCCUGACCUCCGCCAGAUGGCGCUUCAUCAAAAUGGCCGCCCCCUGCUUGACGUCACGCCUCGAUACGAACCAUUCAAGACGACAGGAGAAAUUCGGGAGGAGAAGAAGGAAAACUUUCGGUUCGGCUGGUUUGGUUUCACGCCGGAUUUCCUACAAGUCUUCAACACUUCAAGAUGGCUGCUCUUCUUCGUGGGUGUUGCUGGUGCCCUUGAGUGUACCUCAAAUUUUGGGUUCAUUCCCGGCAUCAUUUCUACAUUGGAAAGACGAUUUGAGAUGUCAAGCUCCAGGAGCGGCUUCAUCGUCAGUUCCUACCAGAUCUUUGCCCUUAUAACUGUGCCUUUCAUCACACACAUCGCCGGGAAAACACACAAGGGGAAGUGGCUUGGUGCGGUAACACUGUUAUACGGGAUUGGUUGUUUCCUAUUCGCCUCGCCACACUUCUUAACAGGGCGUUAUGAAGCCCCGGGCAGUUAUGCAACAAACAUGACCGCUUCCCAGACAACCAACACUUUGUGUCAACCCUCUAGCAACGGUAGUGUUCCUGAACAAUGCACUACCAAAACUACCCAAAGCUUUAGCGAACUCAGCAACUACCUGUACGUGUUCGUGGUUGCUCAGUUCUUUCUCAGUCAGUGCGGAGGUUCCCUGUUUACCGUGGGAAUCGCCUUCAUGGACGAGAACGUCAAGAAAAAAGUCUCUGGUCUCUACGUGGCUAUAAUGUUCACGACUGUGUGCAUUGGCCCAACCAUCGGAUACGUAAUCAUUGGCCGACUUCUGAGCCUGUAUGUGGAGUGGCCAAGCGAGGAUGGAUACUCGGCCGGGCUGACCCCAAUGGACCCUCGGUGGAUCGGGAACUGGUGGUUGGGGUUCCCUGUCCUGGGUACACUGGGGAUCCUGGUGGCCAUUCCUCUAUUUGGUUUUCCUCGCAAACUACCAGGUAAAUACAAGCUGCCGACGAAGACAGCCGAAUGUGACGUCACAAAAGCCGAUGACGAUGAUGAAACCCUGUCAAUCAUCGGCAAGAUCCGCCCAGCUCUGACAGACCUGUUCAAGUCGCUACUGGACCUGGGGAGAUCUUAUUCUUAUGUGCUGCUGACUGUUGGAGUUUCCUUCGACGCAAUGUCAAGCUCUGGUAUAUUCGCCUUCGCUCCCAAAGUUUGUGAGAUACUCUUUGGCCUCCCAGUGACAUCAUCGGUAUUGUACUUUGGGUUGUCCAUGAUCCCUGGCUUUGCGAUCGGCUCUUUGUUGGGCGGUUGGAUCAGCAAGAAAAUCGGCGUAGACUGCAAAAAACUGCUCCGACACAUCCUCACCAUCUACACCAUAGCUGGGAUGGGAAUUUUCGUGUACCUGAUGUAUUGCAGAGAGCCGCAAAAGGCUUACGCACAGCUGAACAGCGGGUAUCACAAUGAAGAAUUGUACCAGUGCUUCUUUGCUGAUUGUAUGCCUGUGUGCAUUAGCAUGACCUGUGCUACUGAGUGCGGCUGCGCAGACAGCCUGUACGACCCGGUGUGUGGCGGGAACGGUGUGGAGUAUCAGUCUCCCUGUCAUGCCGGCUGUGCCGCUAAAAACCACACAACUAUGGUGAGUAUCAGUCUCCCUGUCUACUCCAACUGUAGCUGCAUCACAAGUUCCCGGAUGCAGGACAACACCACUGCCUACGUCACAACAGGCGUGACGUCUACUGCCACCCAUGGCGCAUGCGCACGGGACUGUGCGGCCUACAGUGUGCCCCUGUUCUUCACAAUCCUGUUCCUGAUGGGGAUGAUCGGCGCCCUGGCCGCUCCAUCCUACAUGGCUGCUACCCUCAGGCUUGUUCCCCCCAGACAUAGGGCGUUUGGACUAGGAAUGCAGCGGUGCUUGAUCCGAAUCAUCGGUACUAUACCGGGCCCCAUGAUAUACGGCUACGCCAUGGACAACGCAUGCGUACAGUGGCAGACCUCCUGCGGCCAACGAGGUGCCUGUCUGGUUUACGACAGCCGCAAAGUGGGUCUGUUCGUGUUUGGGCUCGCCUUCGGGCUGAGGAUUCUGGGUGCAAGUAUCAUCGCUCUUUCCUAUCUGGUAUACAAACCGAACGUUGAAGAAGAGAAAUUCGACAACGCCGAUGAUACAAAGUUUACCAAUGGUGAUGUGAAAGAAACAAAGUAAAAGGAAACAAACUAAGGCCACAGCUAGUAAUUUUUAUGGAUGACAUUAGC
This is a messenger RNA of Branchiostoma belcheri (Belcher's lancelet), 2262 nucleotides long. Its product is annotated as solute carrier organic anion transporter family member 4A1-like. The coding region runs from base 47 to 2212 and encodes 721 amino acids. Gene Ontology annotation, cellular component: membrane. Gene Ontology annotation, molecular function: protein binding. The record is from RefSeq and is a predicted model, not a curated record. The transcript is spliced from 15 exons. Gene Ontology annotation, biological process: sodium-independent organic anion transport; transmembrane transport. NCBI's taxonomy places the organism in Eukaryota, Metazoa, Chordata, Leptocardii, Amphioxiformes, Branchiostomatidae.